This is a messenger RNA of Cladophialophora psammophila CBS 110553, 554 nucleotides long. RefSeq lists its product as uncharacterized. The record is from RefSeq and is a predicted model, not a curated record. The transcript has a single exon. Bases 202 to 405 code for a protein of 67 amino acids. NCBI's taxonomy places the organism in Eukaryota, Fungi, Ascomycota, Eurotiomycetes, Chaetothyriales, Herpotrichiellaceae.
GACUGCGUUUGCAUUGAAAGGGAGCAGCGCAAGAGCUUGUCUGAAGCCGUCAAUUCCAUAUACCGCUGGUAUUGAGAAGCGGCGGCACCAUGCCAUGUCUAUCUUUCCGACCACAGAUUGUCGAAUGCGGCUCAAUAUUGUCGACAAUGCUUCGCAUCUGGACUUAUGCUGGUCAGAAAUGUCUGAACUUUUCGACAGCGGAUGGCUCAAGCGGGUUUGGACUCUUCAAGAACUGCUAGCCCCUACGCCUGUCAUCUUCCUGGGCCGGACGUGGCAGCGAAAUCGGGACUAAAUGGAGUCUCAGCCAAGAUUUUGGCUACUAUAACAUGCACACUGAGAAAUAUUCUCGAGGGAGGAUAUCUUGGAUGCACUAGUGUGGCGCAGAAAAUGUCAUGGGCUUCUUAAAGGCAGACUACAAGGCUUGAAGAUCGUGCGUAUUCAUCAGCGGGUAUAUUUGAUGUGAAUAUGCCUCUGCGCUAUGGUGAAGGUGCAAAGUGGCAUUCAUGAAACUUCAAGAAGAUAUCAUCAGCACAACUGGGAACUGCAGCAGCUUC